UUCAGUGCUCAACACAGAACAGAGAACAGAGAUGGGAAAGAAAAACAAAAUGAGGGAAGAUGGUGGCAAAGAACACUGUCCUUCAACUCUCUUUGUUUCCAAUUUGCCCUAUUCGUUUUCCAACUCUCAGCUCGAGGAAACGUUCAGCGAGGUUGGACCUGUCAGGCGUUGCUUCAUGGUCGCACAGAAGGGGUCAGCCCAGCAUCGUGGUUUCGGUUAUGUUCAUUUUGCUGUUGAGGAAGAUGCUAACCGAGCUAUUGAGCUGAAGAAUGGUUCAUCUGUUGGAGGCCGGAAAAUUUCAGUGAAGCAUGCAAUGCCUCGUCCUACCCGUGAAGAAAGACAAUCAAAACCAAAUCAAGCGGGCAAGACAGAUGAUCUCACAGAGUCAAAAAAUAAUGAUAAAGACAGCAGAUUAUCUGAAGAAGAGAAGCCAGUUUCAGUUUUGAAGGAAGAAGAAGUACAAGUAUCAAAUAAACAAAAAAACUCAAGGAAGCCCUUGGAAAUGAGAAAAGCAGCUCUUUGUAAUGAUGUAGCAGAUGAGGGGGGUUGCUCAGAAAAGCAGAGGGUUGCAAGAACUGUUAUAUUUGGUGGUCUUAUGAAUUCUGAUAUGGCUGAAGAUGUUCACCACAAAGCCAGAGAGAUUGGCACUGUGUGUUCCAUUAAGUACCCCCUUUCAAGGAAAGAUCUUGAGCAACAUGGUCUCCUGCAAGAUGGCUGUACUUUGGAUGCUUCAGCUGUACUUUACACAAGUGUAAAAUCAGCUCGAGCUUCUGUUGCAACAUUACAUAAAAAAGAGAUAGGAGGGGGAACUGUUUGGGCCCGCCAACUGGGUGGAGAGGGAUCCAAGACUCAGAAAUGGAAGCUUAUUGUCAGAAAUCUUCCUUUCAAGGCCAGAGAAAAUGAAAUAAGAGAUAUGUUUUCAUCUGCAGGGUAUGUGUGGGAUGUAUUUAUUCCACACAAGUCAGACACAGGAUUGUCUAAGGGUUUUGCAUUUGUAAAAUUCACCUGCAAGCUUGAUGCGGAAAAUGCCAUUCAAAGGCUCAAUGGAUCAAAGUUUGGGAAACGGCUCAUUGCUGUUGACUGGGCUGUUCCAAAAAAGAUAUUUAGUAGUGAUACAAAUGAUGCUCUUGCUUCAGAGAAAGGACAAGAAAAGUUGGGAGAUGAAGAUUGUAAUACUACUGAGGACGAUGUUGAGCAUAUUGUCAAACAAUCUUGUCAAGGAGAUGAUAGUGACAUAGAUAAUUCUAGUGCCAUGGAGGAAGGCGGUGUUCCUUCUGAAGUUAAUUUUGAUAAGGAAGCAGACAUUGCAAGAAAAGUUCUUAAAAGCUUGAUUACAUCCUCUACCAAAGGAACAUCUGUAAUUAAUAAUUCUAUGUUGUCCAAAGAAAACAAGGAGCCAAAAUCCAAUGCAAUUGUUAAGGAUGCAGAUAGUAAAGCAUCUUAUGAGUCUGAAAAGGUGUCAGGUGUAGAGCGUGAAAUUCCCGGCGGAAACAAGUUAUCAAAUCCUAAGCAAGCAGAAGAAGCUGAUUUGCAGAGAACAGUUUUUAUAAGUAAUCUUCCCUUUGAAUGCGAUAAUGAAGAAGUGAAGCAACGAUUUUCUGGAUUUGGGGAAGUAGAAUACUUUGUUCCUGUUCUCCACCAAGUAACCAAGCGACCAAGAGGAACUGGGUUUCUCAAGUUUAAAACCGUAGAAGCAGCUGAUGCUGCAAUUUCAACUGCCAGUGCUUCUUCUGGGUUGGGUAUUUUACUGAAAGGUAGACCAUUAAAAGCUUUAAAGGCGUUGGAUAAGAAAUCAGCUCAUGACAAGGAACUGGAGAAAGCAAAAAAUGAGGUUCAUGACCACCGCAAUCUUUACUUGGCAAAGGAGGGACUCAUUCUUGAGGGAACUCCAGCUGCUGAAGGGGUUUCAGCAAGCGAUAUGUUAAAACGGCAAGAGUUAGAAAGAAAAAAGAAGACAAAGCUGCAAUCUCCAAAUUUUCAUAUUUCAAGAACUAGACUUGUUAUCUACAACUUACCAAAGUCAAUGACUGAAAAAGAACUCAAGAAGCUUUGCAUUGAUGCAGUCAUCUCUAGAGCUACCAAGCAAAACCCUGUAAUUCGGCAGAUAAAGUUUUUGAAAGAUGGAAAGAAUGGAAAGGUUGUUCAAAAACAUUAUUCACGUGGAGUUGCCUUUCUUGAAUUUUCUGAGCAUCAGCAUGCCCUUGUGGCUCUGAGAGUUCUUAACAAUAAUCCUGAAACUUUUGGUCCUGAACAACGGCCAAUCGUGGAGUUUGCUCUUGAUAAUGUUCAAACCCUGAAACUUAGGAAGGCAAAGCUACAUUCUCAGCAGCGGGUUCCUUAUGAUGACAACGAUGCCAAGGAAAAUAACAAACCCGGCUUAGUAGAAGUUCAUGUAAAGGACAGAAAAAGAAAAUACCAAGAUCAUGACAAACCAACAAAGGACCAAGUACUGAAUUCAAAUGGUGAAUUUGGUGCUACAAUGGCAAAGGGAAAAUCCCCUCAAGGAUCCAAAAGACAAAAAGGCAACCAUAAGAGAACAAGCUCUGAAGUGCCAUCACUGAAAGAAAAUCCAGAAGCUUUGUCCAUGAAGUCAAAGAAUAACCAUGAUGGCAAGAAUCAUGGCAGGACAUCACUUGAAGGUCAAAGCACUUCCAUUGACACUAAUAAAAGAAAAUCAGGAAACAAAGAUCAUGUUGGAUUUAGAAAAAGGAAGAUGCAAAACCAAGAAGAACAAGCAGGUCAAAAGGUUUCUCAGAAACGGCCUAAGAAGAAUAAAGAUUCAAUAGGGAAAGACGUAGUAGAUAAGCUUGACAUGCUUAUAGAACAAUAUAGAUCCAAGUUCUCACAGAAGGGUUCCCAAGGGAAUGAUGGAGAGAAGAAACCUUCUAAACAGCUUAGAAAAUGGUUCCAAUCAUAGUUAACUAUUUGUAUGAUAUGAAUUUUGUCACUUAUGUUAGCUUUUUCCUACCUCGGUUAAGUUGAAGCUUUGUAACUUUAGUUGCACAUUGCCAUGGGCUGGCUUUUUUUGUUCUUUGUUUUUUUUUUCUCAAUUAUUCAAAAUUAACAAAACGUUUGACAUUUUCCUCUUAGUUUGCUAUU
Gastrolobium bilobum is the source of this 3099-nucleotide messenger RNA. RefSeq lists its product as uncharacterized. The record is from RefSeq and is a predicted model, not a curated record. NCBI's taxonomy places the organism in Eukaryota, Viridiplantae, Streptophyta, Magnoliopsida, Fabales, Fabaceae. The coding region runs from base 32 to 2917 and encodes 961 amino acids. The transcript has 18 exons. Gene Ontology annotation, molecular function: RNA binding.